UUGGAUUAACUAGAGACAGAGUCGACAUACUUGUAUUGCGUCGAUGGUGUCUUUGUAAACCUGAAAAUAGCUGGAAAUAUGAAUUUAUUUGUUUGAAUUGUUUAGUUGAAAAAUUAAUCUGGUCGAAACAACUCGCUGACGAACCAAAUACAGAUGUGAGAUGUCGGUCAUGCACAGCUGAGUGAGACUUUUCUUCGUUAUGCCUCGAUAAAGCACGUACGAUCUUUCAAACGGUAAAAUUGUCAUCAAGUUAUAUCUAAACACGGCUCCUUGCAUUUCUCUAAUGAGAAUGACUUCAGCUCGGAAUAUUCAAAGCAUCCGACCGAUGUGUGUGGUUGUGCUUGCCAUGUUCUUUUCGUUUCAAACAGGCUUGCCUGUCAAUGCUACAAGUUGUUUUAUUUUCAAACUAGUAAUCAUUGAAAUGAAUGGCACCACUGAUAUGACAAUUGAUUGUAACACAACCGAUCUAAAUGCCAACGUGACAUUGUUAUUGAACAAUGAUAUAUUACCUGUUGGAGGCAGAGUUACACUUCACAAGCAAGUCUUCACUAUUCACAACAUUACAACAAGCGAUUAUGGGCAGUAUGACUGUGUAACCAGAAGCGGUUCAAGUACCAAGGUUUGGUGCCAGACUACGGUGCCUUUCAUUAGAAAAGAGGAACUGGUACGUUAUCCAAAAGUGACUCCUGAAGUAAAAGUCAUAGGGGCUGGUACAAGCACAAAUUUCACCUGCAAAGUCAAGGUUGAAAAUAGUUUCCAGAAGUACUUUACCUUAAAGUGGUUUAGAGAAGAGAAUGGAACUCAUGUAGAAAUUCGUCAAGAUGACACAAUGUACAGGCAAACUGUUGUAUCUUACGGGCAUUCUGUUCUUACAAUUAUAAAUGCACAGCCUACACCAAGAGAGGGUGUAACAUUUAGGUGCCAGGUAACCUACAGGGAUACGGCAUCUUCCUUCUAUCCACGUUUGAUAGUAGUUGAAGAUUUUCCACCCAACAUAACUGAGUUAAAGGAAUCAGUCAUUGUCAAGGAGAAAGACAUGUUGUCACAACAUUGUACAGCACGCAGCUUCCCUUUGUCUAAUAUCACUUGGAUUUAUAAUGGAGCAGAGCUGUUGGUAGGGAAUCACUACAUAGUGCUGCAAAAUAUCAAUGAGCAAUGGCUUACCUCAACAAGCUAUCUUAUCAUAAAGAGUACAAGCUUUCCAAGAGACAAUGGAACUUACACCUGUGUGGCAAAAAACGGCAACAGUUCCGAUGAAAAAAACAUGGAAGUUUCCAUUGACACUGUACCCUUUUUGGAUAAGUCACAUUCACUCUGGACAAAUAGAAGAAUCUACUGUCAGGUCAGUCGAUCCAAUCCACUGCCAACUUUCAAGUGGCAGUAUCAACGUGACCCAUGUUUGAACUUCAAUCCAGAAUGUAAACCAGACAAGAGCAGAUGGAGUGACCUUCCUGCUAGCUUUGCCGUUUCCCCACCUAGUGACGAUGCCACUAGAAGGAGUACAGUUGCAAUUCCAAAAGACACUGAGUCGGGAUUUUUUAGAUGUAAGGCAACCAAUAGGGAAGGGAGUGCUGAAAAUGUGAUGAAAUUCUUUGUUAGUGGUACUAAUUCUGCCAGAAUCACAAUGACAACAAAAGAGUACGAUGAAGAAGGGGUGUUGAAUAUGAGUUGUGUAAUGACUUGCAAAGGUAAAAUGUCAGGCUGGUACAAAGAUGGUAGAGAGCUGUUGGCAGCUACUGAUCCAAGAAUUAAUAUAACAUCUGGGACUGAGAGUGGCUUGACAUGGACAAAUCUAGUGGUGAAAAAACUCACUGCCAAUGAUUCUGGAGUGUACAUUUGUGCAGCUACUGACUGCCAAAGUAGACCUUUGAAUGUGUCAGAGGAUAUCAAAGUCAACAAGGUAUUUCCACCAACUAUACUCAACUUUAAAAAUCAGACAGCCUACAAUCAAAUCAGUACUGAAUUAUUCUGUAACAUUUCUGCUCAUCCUAUGCCAAGUCAGGUACAUUGGUUUAAAGCCGGUCUGCCCCUUGAAGAUCAAAUUGAAUACUUGAACAGACUAUUAUCCUCAGGCUGUGAAACUCAUUCUCCUGGUUUUUAUCGCAUAAAUGGUGUUGUUGGAAAACUGAUAAUUUGUAAGCCUGCAGACUUACUUCAUACGGGAUUCUACACUUGCAAUGUGGCCAAUAGGAAAGGGGAAAUUAAUGCCACUGCCUUUCUUAAUGUAUUGGAGAAUCCUGUAGUUUUACGUCCCGCCAAUGUAACUCAUUUGGUUAAACUAGGAGAGCCAUGGAACAGCACAUGCCAAGUCACUGGUAACCCUGUGCCAAAAAUUGAAUGGAAAAGAAUGGAUGGAAAUGGAAAAGGAAAUGUGGCGGUGAAUCAAAAAUGGGAGAACAACAAGGAGGUGGUUUUAUUGUUGGAGUCUGUCAGUGAACAGGAUAUCGGAACGUACUUCUGUAUAGCAGUUAAUUCAAAAGGAAUUGCAGUUGCAUUCAUGGAACUGGAAGCAAAAGUUCCCCUAUCGCAACCUACUCUGGAAGGAUCAAGAGAAAAGUUGACCAUCGCCCUCAUUGUUGUUGGAGUCCUUGUGAUUGUCCUUGUAACUGUCAUCCUAAUCUGUUGUGGAUUUUUUCGCCACCAGCGUCGGCAGAUUAAAGAAUAUCGAAGUCAGUUUUUCCCGGUGAUUUUCGAACACUCUAUGGUUGAUCCCGCUCGUACUCUUCAGGAUCAGUGUGGAAAUCUUUCAUACGAUCCAAGUUGGGAGUUCCCUGAGGAAAGGCUCACUCUCGGGGAGGUGCUUGGAUCAGGGGCCUUCGGGGAGGUCAUCAAAGCAGAGGCCUUUGGAAUUGCGGACUUUCAUCCUCGAUGCGAAAGUGCCGAGAAAGUAAAACGCCGGUCCAAAAUGCUGCGCCGCAUUAGUAGCAGUAGAUUGUAUCAGGAUUCUAGCGGAUCUCCCUACGUGAAGACAACUGUUGCUGUUAAGACACUGAAGAAGAACGCCAAACCAGAGGACUUCGAUGACCUUGCCUCUGAGCUGAAGAUUCUUAUUCAUGUCGGAGAACACAAGAAUAUUGUUAACUUACUGGGAGCUUGUACAAAGGGUGAUCGUUUGUUCAUUAUCAUGGAAUAUGCACCGAACGGAAACUUGUUAAUGUUCCUGCGGAAGAAGCGAGAAAUUUACGAGCCAACCUGGAUAACUACAACGAAUAACCCUGAAAAUGAACUUACCAUCAGGAAUUUGGUAGUUUUUGCCUAUCAGAUAGCACGUGGAAUGGAAUUUUUAGCUUCAAAACAGUGCAUUCACAGAGACUUAGCAGCAAGGAAUGUUCUUGUUGGAGAAGAUUACGUUAUGAAAGUCGCUGACUUUGGUUUAGCUCGAAACAUUUCCAAAAGGGAUAUGUACGUGAAGCAGACUCAAGGAGUCCUUCCCAUCAAGUGGAUGGCGAUGGAAUCAUUGUUCGACAGAGUUUACACUGAAAAAAGUGAUGUAUGGUCGUUUGGUAUUUGCCUAUGGGAGAUCUUCACGCUAGGAGGCACACCUUACCCCACUCGCUCUGCGGAAGAAGUUAUGGACAUGCUAAGUGACGGUGAGCGGAUGGAGCAACCGCCUAACUGUCCUCUGGAUAUGUACUUUAUCAUGAGGGAUUGUUGGAAACAAGAUCCUGAUCAACGACCUCCAUUCUCUCAGCUCAGUGAACGAAUUGGAAGGAUAUUAGAGUUACACACUUCAAAGGUGAAGCCGUUAGUUCACAGAGACUUGUCGGAGAGUUUUUGA
Messenger RNA from Stylophora pistillata, 3778 nucleotides. Its product is annotated as fibroblast growth factor receptor 2. Gene Ontology annotation, cellular component: plasma membrane; signaling receptor complex. Gene Ontology annotation, molecular function: ATP binding; transmembrane receptor protein tyrosine kinase activity. Lineage: Eukaryota; Metazoa; Cnidaria; Anthozoa; Scleractinia; Pocilloporidae. Gene Ontology annotation, biological process: positive regulation of kinase activity; protein phosphorylation; cell surface receptor protein tyrosine kinase signaling pathway. The record is from RefSeq and is a predicted model, not a curated record.